UUUUACAUUUUACUCCAAUUAGGAGUUUAGUGUGCUGUUGAGUAAAAUGCAUGUCCUUAAUAAGCUUAAUAUUAUCUAAUUAACGAUUAGUAAAUGUAAUACAUCGAUGUGAUUUUGUGAGUAGGAGAAGUACAGUGUCACGCUCAGAUAUUUAUAUGGUGUUUAUAUAUAUUGUGUUUCCAGACAAUAGCCGAUAUCGAGCUAUUUCAUUGGUCAAGACCUUUAAGCGAGCUAGGAUAAAGAGUGGACGUUUCUCUUGGAAGUGUCAAUUAAUACAUUUUAGAGCAACGACAUUCUAUGAAAAUAUUUUAUUUCAAUAACUAUGUGGACUGUUAUACUCCUUACAUGUUUAGGAUUUCUUCUUGGUAUAUUUUAUUGGCAGAGGAGACAGCAGAUGGCCGUUUUUAAAAGAAUGGGAAUCCCUGGACCAUCCCCUAACUUCUUAUUCGGAAAUCUACUAACAUUCUGGAAAACACCUAUGUUUAAGCAGUACGGAAAAUGGUCUGAAGUGUUUGGCAAAACAUACGGGUAUUUUGAAGGACCAAGUCCUGUGAUCGUAACAUCAGAUACAGAUAUUCUAAGCGAGGUGUUUGUGAAACAAUUCAAAUCAUUCCAUGCAAGAAAGAUUUUUCCUGUCCAAGUAGACCCAGAUAAGGAUGAAGAAGUUCAUAUGUUCUUUGCACGUGGAGAACGCUGGCGCCGGCUUAGAAGUAUUGCAAAUCCUGCAUUUAAUACCGGCAAGAUGAGACUUAUGUCACCAAUGAUCAACAAGCAGAUUGACAAAUUUCUGAAUGUUAUGGACGACAAAUGUUUGAAGGAAGAGGAAUUUAAUAUAUAUGAUUUACUGCAACGUUUAACAUUCGACACAAUUGCAAAGUGCGGAUUUGGACUCGAGGCUGACUCUGUUCGUACACAUGACGAUGAAUACUUACAAAACUGCAGAGGUGUAAUAAACGAUACCACUAAAAGACCAAUUCUGUUCAUGUUUGGAUUUAUUUUUCCAACAUUGCACCGAUUGUGGAUUCUAAUUUAUUACUGGAUUGGAAAAUUGAAAUUCAACCCCGUUAUAUGGCUAGAAAACAAACUUCAAACUGUCGUGCAGAAUAGGAAAUUGUCUGAUAAGAGAGAUACGUAUGACCUUUUGGAACUUUUUUUAAAUUCUGAAUACGAUCCGGAGAGAACAGAGAUGGAUCAACUUUCAGACUGUGAAAACAAUGUCAAAUGUAUUGCAAAACACAGAUUCUUAUCCACACAGGAACUAGGUUCACAGUGUUUGCUGUUUCUACUGUCUGGCUACGAGACAACCAGCACUACCUUAGCAUAUGUAAUGUACGAAAUGGCGAUGAAUCCGGACGUUCAACGUAUUUUACAAGAAGAAAUUGACAAAUAUUAUCCUGAUGAUGAUGAUAAAGUAGAAUAUGAUAAUGUUAUGAAAAUGGAAUACCUGGACAUGGUGUUGAACGAAACCUUACGGAAAUAUCCACUAGCUAGCACUGUAAUAGCAAGACAGUGUAUGAGAACGUCGAAGGUUGGUGAUUUUCAAAUAGAACCUGGUAUGAUCGUACAGGCAAAUGUUUGGGACCUACACUAUGAUAAAAAUGUUUGGGGAGAAGAUCCGACAACGUUUGAUCCACAAAGAUUCAGUACGGAGAAUAAAGCAAAACUACACCCUUGUGCGUGGAUGCCGUUUGGGCAUGGGCCAAGAAGAUGUGUUGGUUUGCGGCUUGCCCAGCUUGAGGGUAAAAUGACAAUAGUUCGGACACUUAAGAAAUUCAUGGUGCUUCCCGGUAAAGAGCUUGACAGUGAACUGAAAAUAAUUGAAGGUGCGACGAUAUUUCCACAGAAUGGUGUUCAAGUCCGUCUUGUCCAUAGAAAAUGUUCGCUAAGUGAUGAAUAAGUCACGGAGCACGGCCUUGUCAAUACAUAAUACUGAUAAGUUAUGUAUUAAAGCUGCUUUUAUGGUACCUGUAAAGACAAUUGUAGACAAAACUUUACCUUUUGAUGUUUUUGUGUCUAUUACUGUACAAAUAUAAUCUGUCACUAUCUGAAAUAGGUUACAUGCCUUUUAGUGUCUUGUAUUGUGUAGAUGAUGGUUAACUAAUCAUUCUCUUUAUUAUGCUUCUAAAUCAUAAAGGUAAAAACGUAGCAUACAAAGGAACAUUCGAAAGCACGGCAUUUUAUAUACCUUGUUGCAAAAGAAAGAGUGCACAAUUGUUUGUCCCCAUCGUCUUCGAUUUCGAAAAUGUAAUUAUUUCUGUUGAAUAUACAUUUGCUGCCCAAAGGCAACAUGGAUCGAAUAUCAAAAUGUGCAUAUCAAUUGUUAUAUCAUAGUUAGUAACUGAAUUCACGUAAAGUUC
Mercenaria mercenaria is the source of this 2357-nucleotide messenger RNA. RefSeq names its product putative cytochrome P450 CYP13A10. Bases 323 to 1897 code for a protein of 524 amino acids. The transcript is spliced from 11 exons. Gene Ontology annotation, molecular function: monooxygenase activity; oxidoreductase activity, acting on paired donors, with incorporation or reduction of molecular oxygen; iron ion binding. The record is from RefSeq and is a predicted model, not a curated record. NCBI's taxonomy places the organism in Eukaryota, Metazoa, Mollusca, Bivalvia, Venerida, Veneridae.